Molecule: messenger RNA, 973 nt
Organism: Saccostrea echinata
Lineage: Eukaryota; Metazoa; Mollusca; Bivalvia; Ostreida; Ostreidae
Product: tripartite motif-containing protein 2-like
Exons: 4
Coding region: 43-897 (284 amino acids)
Source: RefSeq, a predicted model, not a curated record
CUACAUGAUUACCCACGUCUUCCUACACCUGUGCCUCACAAAAUGACACGAUUUGAAGACAAGAUAUGUCGAGUGAUGACACGAAAAGAAAAACCAAAGUUUUGUACAAACCUUCCGGUGACAGGAGGGACUCUUUUGAAAAAUGGCAAUGUUGCGCUUGCAAGUUAUGGUAAAAGAAAGGUUUCCAUUUUUCGCCUGACGGGUCAGAAGAUAAGGGAUUACAAAAUUCAAAAUCCAUGGGAUGUUGCAGCAAGACUGGAUUGCGUUGCUGGGGAACUCUUGUUUGUUUCUGUUCUUAAAUCAGAAAAAAGAUCAGCCAGAAUUGAUCAAAUCAACCUUAGUGAAGAGAAUCGAAUAACCACAUUCACAAGGAAUGUUGUUUCUCCAUGCGGGAUCGCCUUCACAUUGAAUAAUGAACUAUGCGUCUGUGAAAAGAAAAGUUGCAAGCUAGUGAUUUUUGGUGAAGAUGGUGGAAUAAUUCGGGAAAUAAUCAACACAAACUUUAUAUGUCCCUGGUACAUAGCAGCGAAAUCUCAUGACGAAUUGCUCCUCUCCGACUUCUACGCUUGUUGUGUUUGGCAUCUAAAUUCAUCCGGAGAGAUAAUCGAAAAGUUUGAUAAAACGUCAGAAUCUGAUCCAACUCAGUUUCAUCCUGCUAAAUCUGUAUAUAGCGAUAGAAAGAUUUUCAUCAGUGACCAAGAUGGAGGAAAAGUUCGUAUUCUCUCUCAAACAGGACAGGUUCGCACAGUCAUUGCACGGCUUGAUCCGCAUGAGGAUAAUUUCUGUCCUGUAAUUUUACUUGCGGACGACAAUGGUCAUCUAAUUAUUGUAUCGAAAAAUGGUGAAGUUUUUGUCAUGCAAAUUCCAACGGAGGACAUGAAGAUAAAAAUAUUUUGAUAACAAACGUUUAACUUAUGUUCGAUUGAUUAAUUCAUAUGUACAGCUUUAUAAAUUUGGUAAUAAUGAGUACCGA